AUGCCCAAGAUCACCGUGGGCGUUGCCCAGGCCCGUACCCAUUCCACCCUCGCUACCACCCUCGACGCCCUCUCCCGCAUCGCCCACCAUGCAGCCUCCCGCGGCGUGCAUCUGCUGCUCUUCCCCGAGGCCUAUCUCGGCGGAUACCCGCGGACGUGUUCCUUCGGCAGCAGCGUCGGCGCCCGCCAACCCCACGGCCGCGACCAAUUCCUCGAGUACUUCCACUCGGCCGUCGAUCUAGGCGAUACGCCUGCCGGCGCGGGUGAUGAUUGGGUCCGUCGCGCCCUGCCGCUCGCCGAGGGGAAGAAUCACCGCGGCGACGGCACCCGCGAGGCGCUGGAGAAGAUCGCCCGGGAGACGGGCGUGUUCAUCGUCACGGGAGUGAUCGAGCGCGCUGGGGGAAGUCUAUACUGUGGUGUUGUUUACGUGGAUCCGCUGCGAGGAUGUCUGGGCAAGAGGAGGAAGGUCAUGCCGACCGGAACUGAACGUCUCGUCUGGGCCCAAGGAUCUCCGUCUACCCUGAAAGCCGUGACUACCCAUCUCAACGGCGUCCCCGUGACCCUGGCGGCCGCCAUCUGCUGGGAGAACUUCAUGCCCCUGCUCCGACAGAGCCUGUACUCGCAAAACGUGAACAUCUACCUUGCCCCGACGGCGGACGCACGCGAUACGUGGCUGCCGCUGAUGCGCACGGCGGCGUUCGAGGGCCGCACGUUCGUUCUGAGCGCGAACCAGUGUGUUCGGUACAACGAGCUGCCGGAGUGGAUCACGUCUCACGCGGAAGGGCAGUUUGCGCAGGCUUCUGCUCCGACGCACGUGCAGCAGACGCAUUACCGGAAGCGGUCGGUGACGGCGGAGGGACCGCAUGAGAUCGUCUGGCCGGAUUGCAAGGCUGAUGGAGUUUCCAGCGACGCAACCUCGCCCUCCGUCUCCGUCCCGAGCACUCUUCCGACCGACUAUGUCUGCCGCGGCGGCUCCUGCAUCAUCGACCCGCAAGGCCAAGUGCUCGCCGGACCGAUCUGGGAGGUCAGCGCGGACGAUACGCCGGACUCUGCUGCGGCUGGGUACACGGACGGUGGACUGGGUGGCAAGCCGCGUGCCGUGGGCGACGGACUGCUCGUAUCGGAGAUCGACGUCACGGAUUGUGAGCGCGGACGGCUGGACAUGGACGUUGCGGGGAGCUAUUCGCGAAACGACUCGUUCAAGUUGCAGGUUGAUGGGUUGGAUUUGAACCCGCCUCCUUUUUAA
Molecule: messenger RNA, 1245 nt
Organism: Aspergillus steynii IBT 23096
Lineage: Eukaryota; Fungi; Ascomycota; Eurotiomycetes; Eurotiales; Aspergillaceae
Product: nitrilase
Exons: 3
Coding region: 1-1245 (414 amino acids)
Molecular function (GO): catalytic activity
Source: RefSeq, a predicted model, not a curated record